Messenger RNA from Aspergillus mulundensis, 918 nucleotides. RefSeq lists its product as uncharacterized. The transcript is spliced from 4 exons. Bases 1 to 918 code for a protein of 305 amino acids. Lineage: Eukaryota; Fungi; Ascomycota; Eurotiomycetes; Eurotiales; Aspergillaceae. The record is from RefSeq and is a predicted model, not a curated record. Gene Ontology annotation, cellular component: catalytic step 2 spliceosome.
AUGGCAGAAGCAACACUAGCUUCCGCGGUGAUUGUUCCCGAUGACAAUGCGUCUCCGGAAGCAGGACAAAAGCGAAGACAGUCCUCAACGACCGACCUUGAUUCUGACAUCAAGCGCCGUCGCCUCAGCACUCAAAACGAUGACCAAAGUCCCGAACAACCUCAAGCCCGCAGACCAUCCUCUCCGAAACAAGAAUCCCAGGACACAGAACGCAAGCGCAAUCGCCGGGAUGAGGAGCGGAAGCGUGGACAGCGAUUGUUCGGCUCCUUACUUGGGACACUCUCGCAGAGCUCCAACUCCGCGGCGCAACGGCGGCGGGCGGAUAUUGAGCGGAAGCAGCAAGACAAGCUCAAACUACAGGAUGAGGAGUAUGGGGAGCUGAAGAAGAAGAGGCGCGAGGAACGGUUUGCUACGCGGAAGAAGGAGCAGAAGGUUUACGAGAAGGAGAUGAUGCAUACUCGUCACGCAAACCUCCUGGCGAUGGCCCACUUUUUGAAGACCAAGUCGGAGCCAAUAUUGUACUACAAACCAUGGCAACUGCGACCCGAGCAAGAAGAUAUCAUACGGGAUCAAAUACGGGAAGCGGAGGCCACAAUAGCACGGGAAGAAGAGGAAUUCGAUGGCCGCAAUGCACAAGAGGCCCAGGCAGAAACCGAGAAGCACGACCAGCCUGAAGAGAAACCAGAGGAGCAAACAGAACAAGCGGAACCCAGUCAAGACGCACAAGAAGAUCAGCCAGAGGAGCAAAAGGAAACAGCAGCUGUUGACACGAACCACGAGAAAGAGCCCGAAGAGACUAAACCUGACAGUGCCUCAACUGAAGCUGUCCCAGCGACCUCUCAUCAAGAAGACCACCGAGGAGCCGACGACGAUGGAGGGGAGGUAGUUGAGGAUAACGAGGAUACGGUGAUCUACUAG